Messenger RNA from Amoebophrya sp. A120, 2161 nucleotides. NCBI's taxonomy places the organism in Eukaryota, Dinophyceae, Syndiniales, Amoebophryaceae. The record is from the annotation of a GenBank genome assembly.
GGAAUCUAAAGAUUUUCUUCUCUUCUGUCAAGUUAAGUAAAUCGGCGGAAGGAGGCCGAAAAGAGUAUUUCUCGAUUUUCGUUUGUUUAUCCUCCAAAAUGAUGAUGUCGCAGUUCCGGUGCGUUUCCCUCGCCGCAAAGCUGCUCACAUUCGGACAGCUCUCCUCCUCCCCGGUAUUUGUGGCGGGCCAAGGCAGUGCCGCCGAGGUGGAGCAGUUGGCUGCGGAUGCGUUCUCGGUUACGCAGCCCACGGAAGUAAACAACGUGACCUGCGCCAUCACGAAUGCCACCGACUACCAGAGCCGCUACACGGCUCUCGGCAACCCGAACGCAAAUGCGGAUUCUGCGCCCGCAGACGAGGAGGUCAGAAUUUCGUUCACUCAGACGCAGGACGUGAAAUACAUCACCAUCAAAAACGUGGGGGAUGCGGACGCCGCUUUGACGAAGAGUAUGUUCCUGGAGUACCAGAAGUCGGACGGCACUUACGCGGUCCUUGGCGGGCUCGAUCCCGAAACGACUAAGGCGGACGGCACCAACGUCUACACCCCGACCAUGAACGCAACCGGGCCCGUCGCCCUGGAGGCAAGCAGCCCGGCGACCCUGGCCGAUUUCUUCAACGUCGCCGCCGGCACCGAUCGGUCCGUGGUAUGAACCGCGCACAGGAAUAAAGCUGCUUCCGUUGUUUCCCGACCCCGUGUGUCUUGAGUUGCGCUGCGAAUUGUUCUGUAAUCUCUGCACCGUUUGUUUAAGUAUUUUUUUUUGCACAGAAGGAGCAGCAACAGCAGCAGCAUUUCAGCGAAUGAGGGGUUUGGGGGCCCAAUUAUGGAGAGCUUUUUUGUUUUUCCGCUUUUGUUCCAUACCUCUCCAUCACAGUCGGCAAAGUGACGCAGGGGCUGCGGCUGCGGGCCGACUCGGAGCACGCCAGCUUCGAUGCCGCCAAUGGGUCGCCCGCGGCCAUCUGCGGUCCGCCGGUGGUUUUUGUCGCGUCGACUAGUGGUCUAGCCCAGGUGGCGGUGGGCAGCACGGCGGCGGUCCAGUAUUUGCGAACCAGCACCCUGAUGAAGACCGAGCAGCAGCAAGCCUAUGAACUGCAAAAGUGUCUGGGUCUGGAUGAUUGCCAGGUUUGUCAUGCAUAUUUUGAAUGACCCAUGAUAUCUAUGAUGCAUGCCCUAGCAUCACAUAUUUUUAGGGGGCUUUGUGAUGCCUCUACCGCAUGAGAAAUGCCCUUUCCGCGUAGCACACACUGGAGUCCCCUUGCUGCUGGUCAUGCAAUACAAAUUUUUUUAGAAUCCAGCGACAGCAUUACAAGUUUAGAAUCUUCCAGACCCAGACACUUUUGCAAUCCAUAAAGCCUACUCGUUGACCAAGGGGGCGCUGGCUAUGGUGGCCGCUGCGAGAACCGCGAUGACACUGUCGUAGAAGGAGUCUAUGCAUUGCAAAAAUGUCUGGGUCUGGAAACUUGUAAUGCUGCGUUGGGAAUAGUGAAUGCUCUGUAAUGCACAGGCAAGCAUGAGAAAUAGCUGCGCUUCUUUGUGUUGCGUUUUUCGCAUGACAGACUGCGUUUUUGCAUGACAGGCAAAAGGGUCUCUUCUUGGACACACAUCACAAACUUUUUGGUCAUGCCAGACAAGCAUGACAAAUCUCAAAAUCUUCCAGACCCAGACAUUUUUGCAUUUGAUAGAGUCGUAGAGAAGGCGAUUCUUAUAGUAGUCGCUUGUUCAUCUUUUUGGUGAGGUCGAAGUAUGUACGUAGUUUUUUUUUGCAACCAGCUAAGUGAAAAAGUAUUGCGUUUUUUAUGUUUCCGUAUGGGUAUGAUGAAAAAUUGGACGUCACCAAAGCAUGGCGCGAAGUUUUUUAAGCUGCUUUGAGAAAGGAAAGAUAGAAGUCGCGAGGUGGGGGCAGUUGUUUCCAAGAAGCAACUGCGUUUUUUUUUGUUUCAAGAUGAAUUUCGAUACAAUGACUCUGUAUAAUUUCAAUGAAGUAGUAAUGGUAUAUCAGAAGGUCUGAAAGAAGAAAACCGGUCAACGGGGACAUGGAUCGAUCGAUCAGAUUCCAGACCCUUGUCCACUGCCUAGGCCGACUUUCUGCGAGAGCCCCCUGCGCGUUUUCCCGAUGACGACUCUUUUCUUUUUGCCUAUGACUCUCGAGACAAAAAUAGGUGG